Alosa sapidissima (American shad) is the source of this 3802-nucleotide messenger RNA. It is a transcript of the gene slc60a2b, whose product is annotated as major facilitator superfamily domain containing 4B. The coding region runs from base 153 to 2015 and encodes 620 amino acids. The record is from RefSeq and is a predicted model, not a curated record. The transcript is spliced from 4 exons. Lineage: Eukaryota; Metazoa; Chordata; Actinopteri; Clupeiformes; Clupeidae. Gene Ontology annotation, biological process: transmembrane transport.
AAAGAACAGCAGUGACACUCCAACGACGCGAGCAGGUUCCUCAGUUAACAGUACUGAUGAUUCCCACGGUUCAUUGUAUAGGAAAAAGAUCAAUGAUAGUGUUUCUGUGCUAGACUGUGCAUUAACGACCUUUAACAACACUAUAUGUUGCAAUGUCUGUGUCUGUUACCAGUCAGCCGGUGGUAAAAAAGAAGCAGGUUCGGUUUGCUAGCAUGGAGGAUGACGAUGAUAACGAUGAUCAAGAGGAGGAUACACUGUUUGACAAGAGGAAAGACGUCAGGAAAGGUUUUAAAAGUAUGAUAAAAAGUAAUGUGAACAAGAAGCUAGCGAGUGCGGGAUUCGAUAGCGUUAAAAUAAUAAGUGGUGGUCGGGGAGCCAACGACCCCGGGGUUUGUGGACGCUGGAUGAUCACUUUAACACUUUGUGCAUCUUUCCUUGGACUGGGAAUGUGCAUCUCUGUACUUGGUCCUACACUGGGGGACUUGGCCAACAACGUCAAUAAGAACAUCAGUAAUAUUUCCUAUAUCUUUGUGGGUCGCUCAGUUGGAUACAUUGGGGGCUCCCUUCUUGGAGGGAUCCUCUUUGACUGCAUGAACCCCCACCUACUUUUAGGAUUCUCCAUGUUGGUCACAGCAUUUGGGAUGAUUGCCAUCCCCUUCUGCAAAAAGGCCCUCUUCCUUACAGCCUUAAUGUCCUGUGUUGGCAUUUCCAUGGGCUUUUUAGACACAGGUGGUAAUGUCCUGAUCCUGAACAUCUGGGGCAGCCAGGCAGGGCCUCACAUGCAGGCCUUGCACUUCAGCUUCGCCGCAGGGGCCUUCGUCUCGCCCAUCAUCGCCAAGCUGGUGUUUGGCAAGGACCACGCCAAGGCGGCCAACGACACAGUGGAGGCUUCCUCGCCCCUCGCCGAUAGAGUGGCCCAGACCCUGAGCUCGGCGCUGCACAUCUCACAGGGGCCCAUGUACGCGUACUUUGUGAUCGGGGCCUUGAUCCUGCUCAUCUCUCUGGCCUUCUUCAUCCUCUACUCCUGCGGCACGCCCUCCAGAGACAGAUCGCACUCGGAAUCCGGGGCGCCCCUGGUUGCUAAGCAACACACCACCCUCGUCUGUCUCCUCGCCAUCUUCUUUUUCUGGUACGUGGGCGCCGAGGUGGCGUACGGCUCCUUCAUCUUCACCUACGCGAAGGACUACGCGCGCAUGAACCAGGCCGAGGCGGCGGGCCUCAACUCGCUGUUCUGGGGCACGUUCGCCGCCACCCGCGGGCUGGCCAUCUUCUUUGCGGCCUGCAUGUACCCUGGCACCAUGAUCCUGCUCAACUUGGUGGGCUGCACCUUGUCGUCGCUGCUGCUCACCCUCUUCAACACGAGCAGCCUGGCGCUGUGGUCCUGCACGGCGCUCUACGGCGCCUCCAUGGCCACCACCUUCCCCAGCGGCCUCUCUUGGCUGGAGCAGUACACGGCGGUGACGGGCCGUGCGGCAGCGGUCUUUGUGGUGGGGGCAGCGCUGGGCGAGAUGGUGCUGCCCGCCGUCAUGGGCUUCCUGCUGGGCAAGCCGUCCCUGCGGCAGCACCCGCUGCUCAUGCUGCUGGCCCUGACCACGGCCACCAUCACCUCCAUCCUCUUCCCCGUCAUGUACAAGCUGGCCGCCGCACCCACCACGCCCGGGAAGAGGCCACGCGUGAGGGGCAGGGAGUCGGACGACAACGAGUUUCGCCAGGCCCUGCUGGACUCUGGUGCCAAUGAUGAUGAUGAUUAUGAUGAUGAAGAGGUGGCUGAGAACGACGAAGAAGCCGACCACUGGAAUGACGCAGACUUUGAGGUCAUCGAGAUGGAUGACGCCAGCCUCAUGAACUCCCCGAACAAGGUGGUGUCGCCUCCAGACGUGACUAUGAGCUCAGCAGCUGCCCCCAGCAUCGACCCCUUCAGCCUGCCUACACUGUCCGAAUCCCCGAGCAAAUAUGAAACCAGCUCCCCCCGUAGGAAACUACUGGUCACUCUUGACAGGGAAAAGAAUGAUUGAAUCCCACUACCAGAGACUGCUGGAUUGCCAAUUCAGGUGAAAAAGGACUGAGAGCAGUCAGUUUUUGUGAGCAUUCUGUGAUUUAUUUUUUCAGCGACAUGAAUGUUUUGUUUGUUGAUGUCUGUCCCUGCACGUUGACACUCCUGAAUCGUUUCACUAAUUUCUAGUUGACACUUUUAAAACAAUGGUCCCACAUCCAAUCAUCUCAUUAGAAUGCUGACUGAAGUUUAUUUUUUACAUGUGAUCUGUAUUUAUAAACACAGAGACCAAUGAGCCUGUUCUUGGUAACACAGUCCAUUAGAAUUGGAGCUGGAAAAAUGACUGACUACAGAAUAUCAGAGGUUUACAUUGGCUCAUCUGGACAAUAGAUAAUGAAAUGAGUCAUGGUGAAGGAAUCAAUAUUGACCUGUCCUGGAUGUUAGGCAGAAUGUAUGUAUUUCAGGGUUCAGAGGCCCAUUAAUUUUGAUGGAAUGAUUUUCAGCUUUACUUACUUUUUUAUUGAUUUACUUAUUUAUUGAUUUACAAAAGGCACAGAAGCCGAUGCGAAGUGGCUUCACUAAACUGACAUGAGCAUAGUGCAUUAUAACUAUAAUCAAACUCCCAAGCGCACUAACCGAAUGGAGUGCUGUUGUAGAGUAGGAUCCUGUUCCUUAUUUGUGCUUGACCUACCAUAAUAAUGCUCAUGCUACAGUGUACAGGUGUACGGUUUGCUUUAGGCAGUGAUGAAACUAUAGUUAGUAUGGUAUGCUACUAAACUUUAACCUGAUUCUCGCCAGAUGAAUUUCGUUCCGCCUAGCUCCACUCACAUCCAUCUGGGAUCGCUUCCGUUGAGAGUGAUUUCGGCACCAGAUUGUAUGGUAGAGCCAAUCAGGACGCAGGGCUGGAGUUUUAUAGAUGUGACGUAACGUAGAAGCGACUGUGAGACUGUUCUCAGCGUCACGGGUUGGCUUCGAUGUGAGUGGUUGAAGUAGCACGUGGUGAUGAGUGGAGCUAGACGGAACGAAAUUCAUCUGGUGAGUCAGGUUAACUAAACUUUGCCAGAAAAAUACGGCAGACGUAGGUCAAGCACACACCUGUGAAGGUAGGUCAGUAAAUAAUUGUGCUACCUAACCAGUAUAGUACCUUUUUAUUUAAUCCAAAUCUGGCCAAACAGCUGGUGUUUUGAUUUACCAGCUCAUAAUCAUUUAGUAGGUUAUAUGUAAGGGAUAAUGUAUAGAACGCUGGUCAUUAUUGGGAAAAUAAGUCCCGACAGGGCGAACCGGACUCCCGACGCGCAGCAGAGGAAUUGAGAAUUAGCAGACCACCGAACGUUGGGAAGGCCCAUUUAAGUGAAUGGAGCAUUCUUCAGCAUUAUGAAGAGCCGUGUAAUAAUGCUUUGCUAAAACAUGAUGAAAACGAAGCAGUGCUGUGUGACCCGCAUCCUGUUUUCAAGCCACUGCCUUCUUACAAACACUACAGUACAUCAGAACAAAUCAUCAAAGGAGCCCCUUCUACAGUUCCUGGUGAUUGUUAUUAUGAAGCAAAGGUAUGUUUGGGCAUUUUGUGAUUAUGUGACUAUUUGUGAUUAUUUAAUAGAAAUUAGUGUUUUAUCUGCAAAAAUACAGAUUUAAUGAUCCAUGAUCCAUUUUUUUAUGUCUUGCCCUUUUGCACUUUACCCAUUUCAAAUUAUAUUACUUUAAGACACAAAUCAGAGUUGUUCAAUGUUGUAAUUAUUGUAUUUGAAUUUCAUGCCAGACUGUGUUUGCCCCUCUGAUUUUUUAAUUAAAGGACUAUUGAGCCAUAUUUCA